CAAAAAAAUGUAGUCAUGAGUCAAAAAUGUUUGAAUGCAAUGCACAAUGCAGUGCAGAGAAAAGGGCGUUGUUAAUUAUUUGUUAUUUUUGCAAUAACAUUUUUUACAUUACCGGCAAACUAGGCCUAAAACAGACUCUGUAAUGAGAACUAGACACCGUUUCGUCCAAGUAUCGAAAUUAAGAAGUAAUGCUGUGUUGAUAAAUGCGUAACACUCGCUUUCUCUGUAGGAGAAUAUCCAUAUGGAUAAUUCUGGUACUGCAAAUCGUUUUAAUUACUUCGUAUUUUUUACUGCAAAACGAAAGUGGCCAUAACCUUAAAUCGAACAUUACAUUUAACACAUCAUUAGGCGAAGUGGCAAUUCGCAAUAAAUUGACAUAUCACACUUUUGGUAAUAGAAUAACACUUGCAUCGAUUGAAAGCAGCAGACUUUACGUUGAUCUCAACACCAGCCUCUGUUAUAAACAUGGAAGCGACCUUGAAGUCAUGGGGCGUUCGAAGAACGUCGUAUGGAAGUGCAAAUGUUUAUCCGGUUGGCACGGAAACGACUGUUCACAACCUGAAGUCAUUUGGAGAGCGCUACUAGCUCACCGAAAAUCCGUACAAUUAAAGGGGCCCAGGAAAUACUUGCGGCGCAUUAUUUAUUUAUUAGAAGUGGACGAAUUUGCAGAAACCAGUACAGAGAUUCGAGUCAACGAUCUAAAUUCGACCGUCGAUUUAUUUGUGCUCUAUGAAAAUCAGCGCAGUAACUAUUUUGCUCGUAAAAUAAGCAAAUUCUUAAAGGAAUUCCACUCAAAAAUACUAUAUUUGCGCUUGACCGAUGUAAAGGAUGUAUGGAAAAUCGUUAAAAGCUCUCUGACAAACCUACAAGACGACGACAUUAUUCUAGUUAGUGGACCGAGUGAUUAUCCAAACGGUGCAGCUUUGCAAUACAUAAAACUGUACGAUAAGUGGCCUCAACCUUUCAGAUUUCGACUGCGAUGGUCCGUUUACGGAUUUUUCUGGCAACAUCCAAGUAAGACGGCUUUAAAAGGAGGAGCAUGCACAAUCUCCUACUUAUAUGAGACGCUGCAAGAGAAUGUGACCCUCUUGUACAACAAAACCGCCGAUGGAAUGAUUUUAGGUGACUUAAAUCACUUCGGCGGAUGGUUUUGCGAGUAUUGCUACGAUUCUCUACAAAUAAUAAAAUUUUUAAAUGCCAAUCCGUCACUAAGUAUGAUUUCGUUUAAUAGUGCCAACCUUAAGAAAAUAGAUAAUGAGUACGUGGAGGAUCUAAUAGAGAAUGGAAUUUACUUGGACGGCAAAACAGAAUUAUUAAGGACACGUCGAUACCGUGAAAGCUACUUCGCGCCCAUUUUUGUAACGAACAGUAGUUGGAAGUACGAUUGGUUAUUAAUCAAUUUAUAUUCAAAAAUGGAUUACUACUGACUGCAUUUAGACUGUGAUAUUGUUAAGUAAAAUUGUAACUGCACUACUUGUAUUAAAUGUUUGAGUAUAGACUUA
This is a messenger RNA of Photinus pyralis (common eastern firefly), 1502 nucleotides long. Its product is annotated as beta-1,4-mannosyl-glycoprotein 4-beta-N-acetylglucosaminyltransferase. Lineage: Eukaryota; Metazoa; Arthropoda; Insecta; Coleoptera; Lampyridae. The record is from RefSeq and is a predicted model, not a curated record. Gene Ontology annotation, cellular component: membrane. Gene Ontology annotation, biological process: protein N-linked glycosylation; N-acetylglucosamine metabolic process. Bases 204 to 1427 code for a protein of 407 amino acids. Gene Ontology annotation, molecular function: beta-1,4-mannosylglycoprotein 4-beta-N-acetylglucosaminyltransferase activity. The transcript has a single exon.